GUUCAGGCCCCCCGUCACCGCUAUCGUGGAUAUUGCAUUUAUUUCGAACACGUUGCUUUGUUUCAACAAUUUGCUCCUGUCUCAGCGACGCAAGCCGCGCCACAUUAUCGGCACUUCUGUCAUUCUGACACUUCAGUGCUACACCCGUGCUUCAAUUGAGAAGUAGCAGCGUGCAGCAGGGCUCCACAAACAGCUGCUGCUGAGCCUCAAAGUCAGCCGCUCUUCUCCCGGUUUCCUUUAGCAUGGUGGGAAUCGACACGGGGGGCAAGAUCCCCCCGGAAAUCAUGCGCCAGGCGACGGAAAAAACAGCACAGCUGGCGCCGCUGGAGGGAGGCCAUAUUUACUCGAUUCUAAAGCAGACGCUAGAGAAGCUCGCCCUAGUUGGCCAGCUUCAAGUCGACCCUAAGGUCCAGGCUCAUGAGCUAACUCAAAGCGUGGGCGAGGAGAUCUCGCGCAUGAUCACGGAGCAAAAGAAGCUCGAAAGCCGCUUCGAGGAGCUGGUGGCACUGCAGCACGUUCUCCGGCACCAGCCCAACAAGACGAAGCUGAUGGAGAACCAGAACGAGCUACAAAAAGUAGCUGAGGCGUUGCGGCAAAGCACAAAACAGCUCUGCCGCAACUUGAAGGACAACCCGAACGUGGCGGAAAACAUGUUGAAGGUGGCUAGUGAGCGGCAGGCGCUGCAGCUGCUGCUGUCCAACUGCCUGAACGAGAUUGAGGUGUUCGGCAAGGUGCAGCCGCUGGUGGAGAGCGUGAUGGCGCAGCAGGCGGCGGAGCAGGCCAUGAAGGAGACCAUUGAGCGCGAGAAGAACACCACGGCAGCGGUGCGCCAGUUGCGCAACGACCUGCGUGAGGAGAAGCUGGACCACGAGGAGAAGAUGAAGGAGAAGAAGAAGGGCCUGUCGACGCUCAAGGAACAGCUCAAGGCGCUCAAGAUGGACACGGCCGUGUCCACGCGCUACCUCAGCAAGGACCUCACCGCCGGCAACGAGCACGAGCGGAGGCUGCAGCGCACACAGCUGGAGGACCUGCUGAAGGACCUGGGGCUGGUGCAGCAGCAGAUCGACAUCGAGAAGGCGGUGCACGCCACGCAGGCUGAGUUCCUGCGCCAGAUCGCGGCCAAGAUGGCGGACGACAGCAGCAACUGGGCGUCGCGGCACGACGGAGACCUGGCGGCACGGGAGAAGGAGCUGGAGAUGCUGAAGCAGCAGCACGCGCGCGACCUGAUCGAGCUGAAGAAGGCGGAGGAGAAGUUUAAGAUGGAGCAGGCGCUGAAGAAGGAGCGCGAGAUGAAGGCGACGGAAGAGCGCGAGCGGGCCGAGUUCGAGGAGAUGCGGGAGACGCGGCGCGCGCAGGCGGCGGUCAUCAUCCAGGCCUGGUGGCGCGGGCACAAGGUCCGCAUGGUCAUGUCGGGUGGGGGCAAGAAGGGCGCCAAAAAGGGCGGCGCCAAGAAGAAGAAGUAAGGCAUGGGCGCGUGUAUGGGGGUUGCAGGAGGCGUGCGUGUGUGAUGGGACAGUGUCAAGGCAGGUUGCUGGAGGCGUGCGUGUGUGCGUGUGGCGGGUAGGAGUGUGCGAUGGGGUGGGAAAAGCGCAGUGCGAGUAGGCAUGAAGAGGCCACUAUGUGGACACGUGUGGCAGGUGUGCUGUAAACGUGUACAGUGACGUGCAGAAAUGCUAGAUAGAAGAUGUAGCUAUAUGCAGAAAUAGGUCCGGAGGUGACUAGUGAGCGGCGAGUGGAGGCAGCAAGAGGCCAGGGCGCAUAUGGACUGCAUGCGUACUGACGACCGUGAUGAUGGCCAGUGUUGUCGGUGUUGUGGGCUUGUGGCGAUAGUUUCAAAGACGCCAAUCGCAUGUAACCGUUGCAAGAA
Chlamydomonas reinhardtii is the source of this 1867-nucleotide messenger RNA. RefSeq lists its product as uncharacterized. Bases 243 to 1463 code for a protein of 406 amino acids. The record is from RefSeq and is a predicted model, not a curated record. Gene Ontology annotation, cellular component: cytoplasm; motile cilium. Gene Ontology annotation, biological process: cilium organization. Lineage: Eukaryota; Viridiplantae; Chlorophyta; Chlorophyceae; Chlamydomonadales; Chlamydomonadaceae. The transcript has 7 exons. Gene Ontology annotation, molecular function: protein binding.